AUGCCUGGUCUUCGUGUCCUCGCAGGCCCUUCCCUAGAGGCUCUGGAGCCUAUUUCGCCCUUGGUGAACACGAAUCAAACGUUCAAGAUUUCCUCAGACAUCUUCGACGGCGAGAUUCUUGUGAACAUCAAAGGUUUUACGAAUUCGCACACAGGCGACGUUCGGGAAAGCGAGUACUUCUCCCGCAAGGAUCGUCAAGGUAUUACUUGGAGUGUACAGGUUCAGGGCAGGUUCUUGAAACCAUACUCUGCCAAUGACAUUUUGUUUGGGAACACCUUUGAUAGGCCACUCAACCUCCCUUGGGGAUCUGGUGCUGCAUUGAAAUUUAUGGCAUACGUCGACCCUGUCCUUGAACACGACCUUACUUCCCAAUCGAAACCAUGGGCAUUGUCACCGCUCAUUUCUACGAUGCCCCAUUUUGCUCACUCGCGGUUGGACCGUGACCUGCAGGACAUAGACUCAGGCAUCCCGCCAUUCCCUACCGAAUAUACUUCUAUUUCAGACGAUACCUCAAAUCUUUAUCUUGCCUCAGUCUCAAGCUCUCCUUGCUCUUCUACAUCGUCUUUAUCUUCCUCUUCUUCUUCCGCAUCUUCCAAAUCCAGUUCUAAAUCAAAGAUAGCAAUACGACGCAAGCAACGAGCGAAUCAGAAUUUGGCUACCCUCCAGACAGCUUCACAGCGCCAAGCAUUCUUCUCCUCAGAGGAGAACAGACGCAUGAUUGUAUUUUCCGACCAGGACGUGAUUACAGCAGAUUUUUGCUAUGGAUUCCUCGAAUUCAAUCCGUCACUCGCACUGCGGCUUCCCGGUGGUAUUUCCUUCGAUCUGAUGCGAUACUGGGACGGACAGCCUGUUAGGUUUGUAUGCUGUGAACGUAACCCAGAUCGAGACGCCGAAGGAGAUCCCUGGGGAAGAAUUUUUUGGUGUAUUGUGAUUGAACAGGCUGAUUGA
This is a messenger RNA of Desarmillaria tabescens, 948 nucleotides long. RefSeq lists its product as uncharacterized. The record is from RefSeq and is a predicted model, not a curated record. Lineage: Eukaryota; Fungi; Basidiomycota; Agaricomycetes; Agaricales; Physalacriaceae. The coding region runs from base 1 to 948 and encodes 315 amino acids. The transcript has 4 exons.